Messenger RNA from Schistocerca nitens (vagrant locust), 5992 nucleotides. Its product is annotated as probable methyltransferase TARBP1. Gene Ontology annotation, biological process: tRNA methylation. The record is from RefSeq and is a predicted model, not a curated record. Gene Ontology annotation, molecular function: tRNA (guanine) methyltransferase activity; RNA binding. The transcript is spliced from 9 exons. NCBI's taxonomy places the organism in Eukaryota, Metazoa, Arthropoda, Insecta, Orthoptera, Acrididae. Bases 78 to 4337 code for a protein of 1419 amino acids.
CACGUGGUGAAGUUGUCAAAAACACUUGGGUUUGUAGUGUGUGCUGCGUUUUGUUGUGAAUUGGUGUCUCGACAACAAUGGCAGAUACUGGAUUCAGGGAUUGUUGUUCAACUAAUUUGACACUGUUAAUUGAAAAGCUGUGUCCCGAAACAGCAAAAAGCGUUUUUACUGAUUUUCUUCUCUAUUCGGGAUCAUAUUUGUGUUCGCAAAACGUUUUUAAGCCUAGUGACAGCUGCAAGAAACACCUGGAAUUGUUAGCUACAGUCCUCAAAAUCGCCGUUACAGAACCAAAACGCGAAGAACAUAUUCAUUUUUCGAAUGACGACAUUGAAGUUUUCCAGAGCAUCAUUACAAAAUGCAAAACUAUACUCGAGACUGAAGAAGAAAACUUUGAAUUAAAACCAGUUGUGAUUGACGUGUUGUCGCACUGCCUUGUUUUGCUACCAGAUGACAAAAUAAUUGCCCAUGUACACGAAAUGUUGCUGUUUUGUGAAAAUAAACUCUCUUUCUCUGCUAGUGAAUCCGAUUUUGGUGAUAUUUCUAUGCCAGGAAAUUUUUUGACAGCCUUGCACCUUAUAGAGGCCAUUAUUCAAAUCUUGUAUAUUUUAGAGCAAAAUUGUUUACCGAAUAGGGAAAAGAUGAAAGACAAAUUUUUGACUGAUUUCAGUAUCCACAUGUCAGUUGUAAGACUUCUUACGAACUCUAAUUACGCUGUAGUAGUGCACAUACUGAAUUGCAUAAUUCCAAAACUCCUGAAAUUUGUUAACAGUGUCGACCUACUUAAGCAGGUGUGGACGCAACUGUCCAUAAGAUACUGUUCAGCAGCAUCUGUUGAUUCUCAUUUAUCUGUCCCAUUUCUGAUACUGUGUUCACUGUCCAAUAUGUAUUUGCCAUGUUCAGAGUCUACUGAUUCCUACUCACUCACUCAAUACAGUGAUUUUUGGAAACUUUGCCAGAUAGGUUUAAUGCAUUCUGACUUAUCGGUGAGGAAACAAGCUCUCUAUUUAACUAAAAGAGCAGUAGAUAUAACUUUUCAAAGAGAUAACUCCAAUAGUGAGAAUCUUCCAGAAUCACUUGUGUGGAGAAGUUGUCAGAUGAGGUCAGAUUUUUUGAAACUGUGGCUUGACUUGUUCUUGAUAUUGGAAACCUUGGAAGAAAAACAAGUUCAUUUAAUAAAACCAGUGCUACCCAUGAUUCAGAGAUUGUCCACAGGUACGUCAGAAUGGCAUAAGUCGUGGACUCUGUGCAUAUUUCAGAGAUUACUGAAUCAUGACAACAACAUAGUUGUGAAGUGGGGUGUAACCCAUUUCAUUAAUCUGAACUUGGUGUACUUCACUGCUUUGGGUGAUAUUUGCACCAAUAUGUUAUUUGUUAAUUUCAUGGAUGCAAUAAAUAACACUGCUUUGUAUGCCACUAAAGAUAGCACACUAAAACUAUCUGAUACAGCAGAAAGCUUGAUGACACUGUUUCAUGCAAUAUGUCAAUUGCAUAUUAAGAACUGUCGUUUAUAUUUUGGUAAGUUUAUAGAAGAAUUGACCAAAAGAUCUUGGGGUCCAGUACCUAUGUUUUAUAUAGCAAAGACACUAGCAUCAUCACCUAUAACACCAGUAUGGAGUGACACUCAUUUGCUGUUGUGUGGAAAAUUAGCCAGAAGUGCUAUUGUAAAUCAGAAUGUAUACAUUCGUGCAGCUAUUGAGUGUUCAUUGCUUGAGUGUGCUAUUAAAUUUGCAGACCGGAAACUUAUCACAGUGAAAAGUGUUUGUCAUUUUCUAAAUAGUUUCAGUUCAAAAUUAUCGCUGAAACGAGGUACUUUCAUAUGGAAUGAAAUUGUGAAUUGGCUAAAAUCAUUUAUCACAAAAGCUGAUGCUCAAGAUUUUGUCAUAAAAUUUGCGUUCACUUUUGUGGACAGUAUGACUUUGAGUGAAGAACAACAAACUGGUAUUUCUGUUAAGGCAUUUGGGAGGAUGGUAGUUCUGCUUUUGGAGAGUGAAUGUUUGACGUCAGCUGAAGUUAAGGGUAACUCCGGGGACAUUGUGGCAGAAGUCUUUAGAAACACAUGGAAAAGCUUUUGUAACAUUGACAGUAAUGGUGAUGAUUUGCAAGCUAUCAAUAUAAGUCUCUUAGCCACUAUGUUGGAAGAAUGUGUGAGUAUAAAAGUUGAUCCUAAUGACAGUGUGAGAACAACACUCUUAGAAAUAUUUCAAGGUACUGUUAAUGAUAUAUUUUUACUCAUUAGCAAAAAAAUCACAAAUUUGUUAGGGUUACAGGACAUUCAAACAGUAAAUAAUUAUUUACUUGCAUUGAAAGCUUUCUCUGAAGACCAGAAUAUUCUCCCACUCGUAGAGCAGCAUGUUUAUCUGCUACAUAAUGCAGUGCUACAAAUUUAUGAAAGUAAAGCUAAAAUUGGAUCAGCUUUGAACAUGUUUUUUGCUAUGAAAGUUAUUGAGUGGGUGUCCAGUUGUCUCAGAAAUCAUAUGUCCUGUUCCCACAAUGAUUCAAAAAAUGAAAUUAUGUAUAAACAGUGUUUGUUCAUUGAAAGUCUAGUGCAGAGUGGUGAAUUAGACAUUCCUAUAUAUAAAAGAUUUGACGAAAUAACUGAAGCCAGUAAUCUACGACUUCGAGGCAAAUUGGCAUGUGAAUACACUUCUGCUCUUUGGAGUACAGUGAGUUUGUGUACAGAAAUUUCUCAUCAAACAAAUCUUUAUGUCAGCCCAUUUAAGUUUGUUGAUAAAUCAUUGCUAGAAACAGCUAUAAAUGCUAUAGAAACUGGUGGCAGGGGAGUGUGUAUACCUGUGAUGAACACUAUGAGGAUAAUAUUUCAUUACUGGUAUGACAAAGAAAUAUUGUGCGACAUUGGCCGAUUUCUGUCAGUAUGCUGGAUGAACAUAUUUGAAAUGAGGUGGACAGAAUACUUCUGGGGCACAACAGAGGUUUUUAUGAAAUUAACAUUCCACCCAUCAUUUCUUCAGGAAAGAAGAAUGCAUCCUUAUAUACUGCAGUACGCGCAGCAGAUAAUGGAACUUGGAGAGUCUAUGUCAGGUGUUUGUAGUCUUCUAAUGCUUACUAUACAGAAUAUCAAUCAAGACCACAAACUUAAUUUUGUUGAUGUAUUAUCGGAAAUCCUAUUAGAAGCACUGCUUUAUGGACCUUCACACAGGCGAGAUCUGAGAGCAGAAAAUGACACAUGCAAGUAUAUAAGGUCAUUGGAAGAAGACACAGUUUUAAAUGGAAUUAGAAGAAAGCCCUGCAUCUCAGAUGGUGAAGUUCGGGCCAGGGCAUUACAAAUCUUGCUUGAUUUAUGUUCAGUGAGACAAGAUAUCCCGAUUCAAAUAGUUGAAAUGCUGCUGCAGAAAGACAAGUGUCAACUUCAGAAAGCCCGAUAUUUCUCAGACUCCCAUCAUCAUCGCUUGAAGAAUCGACUUAUGCAGGUUUUGUUAGUUUUGGAACCUUACCUGUCAUACGAUGCUGAUCUCAAACUUGCAUCAUGGCUAUAUGUGAGUCUGCACAAUGAGAAUCAUCAACCAAGUGUGCGUCAUCAACAAGAAUGGUUGCUGGUUAAGAUUCUAUUUCGCCACCGCAAGCUAAUUGAUGACAUGUGGCUAAAACUGAAAGAGGCUUGUGAGAAGAGGACUGGUAGCCUGUGUUCUUUUACAGCUGUUGUGAUGUUCCUGGCACAAACCCUUGAUGAUAAAUUAGACAAAGAGAACUUUUUAGACAAGAGCAUGAGUGAAAUAUUUCCCUUUUGCAUGGGACAGCACUUCAGUGUUCGCCUGUAUGCUCAAGUAGCAUUAAAAAAGUUGUGGGAUCUAAGUAGAAAGCAUAAUUGCUCAAAAGUAUUGCAGAAAUACCAAGUGAUGCUGAGUUGUCUUGAAGUAAGUCUGUCUCAAGCUAAUGCUGUCAAGAAUGUGCAUAAAUUAGUGAAUGAUUUCUGGUUUGGGGUGUUCCAUCCAGUUCAGCACUACACUUUUGAGACCAUAUUUUAUGACCUCCCAAGGCUCUCUAGUAUUUGCUCUGAUGAAUGGAUUGCAGUUGAGACCUUGAAAGAAUGUGGUUUGGACUCUAAUAAUACAAUACUACUGGAAAACGCUGACAAGUCACUGAAAAACUGUGAAAGCAUCUCUAGUAAUUCUGGACUUUCAGAAGAAUGGUGGAUGAUGAUCAGGUUUUGCAGUGGUUGGGUGAAGAGCUGGGUAAUGAAGAAUGUAGUGAUCUGGAGUCAACAUUCGAAAGUGAUCACUAUUCAGAUAGUGAACAGUCGUUGGACGAAAGAGAUUCUAUCGAAAAAUUUGACUUGUGUUUUGGGAAAGACAGUAUGCAAUGGAGCCAUCAACUUCUAAUCCAAAACAGAAGAGUAAGAAGACCUCACAUAAUAUUGUCAAGCAUUUACCGGGAGUCAUAGGCGAAGCAAAAAAUGCCAAGCGUCCAAUUGAUUGUUUGCAACUUUUCUUCACAGAUGACAUUUUAGAAGAAAUUGUUCACUGCACUAAUAUUUACAUUGCUACCAUCCGCUCUAAAUAUUCCAGAGAAAGAGAUGCUGCAUACACUAACAUUACAGAAAUCAUAGCUCGUUUAGGACUCCUUUUCUUGGCGGGUGUGCUACGAACAUCACACACAAAUUUACCAGGUCUCUGGGCUAUAGAUGGCACUGGAGUGGAGUACUUCAGACUUUCAAUGGGCAUAAACCGUUUUCGUUUCUUGCUGACUUGUCUGAGAUUUGAUGACGUCAGAAACAGAGCUCAUUGGAAGGAAACAGACAAAUUAGCUGCUGUCCAAUUCUUGAUGAUAGAUCAGUUCAAUGAAAACUGCAAGAAACAUCAUAGUUUAUCAGAACUAGGUACAGUAGAUGAAAUGCUGGAUGCAUUCAGGGGCAGAUGUGGAUUUAUACAAUACAUUCCAUCAAAACCGGCAAAAUAUGGUAUAAAAGUGUUUGCACUUACAGAUACAAGGAUGUUCUAUACCAGCCAUUUAGAAAUAUACUGUGGAAAGCAAGUGGAUAGGCCUUAUCUCUGUGAUAACACACCUCAUGCUAUUGUCAAAAGAAUGGUGAAAUGCAUAUCCAAAUCUGGCAGAAAUGUAACAUGUAAUAAUUGGUUCACAUUAAUUCCACUUGCGGCUGACUUGUUGGAAAAUGACAAGCUGACAAUGGUUAGAACAAUUCGAAAAAAUAAACGUGAAAUUCCUCCAUUUAUGACAGUAGCAAAAGAUCAUCCUGUGGAAUCCAGCAUUUUUGCAUUUAGGAAGAAUACAACACUGGUUUCAUAUAAACCUAAGAAAGGUUGUUCUGGUACUGUCUACUUUACUUGAUGAUGACAGUAUUGACAGUGAUUCGGAAAAGUGCAAGCCGGAUAUAAUAACAUUUUACAGCGAGACUAAACCUGGUGUGGAUAAAGUUGAUGAGAUGAAAUGUACAUGCGCUGUGACAAGAAUUACCAGAAGAAGGCCAUUUAUAAUUUUUUCCUCUCUUCUAAAUAUUGCUGGAAUCAAUAGAUACAUAAUUUACAAGAGCAAUUUGGAUUCAACAAUUCCCAGAAAAGACUAUCUAAAAGUUCUUGCCAAAGAACUGUUGCAUGAUUAUAUGACAAUGAAGGUCAAUCAUCUAAGUACACCGGUGAACAUCAAGAAUCGUAUCAAGGAAAUUUUGGGAUUACCAACAGCUGAAGCUCUUCCUAGACCUCCACAAGCAACAACUCAAGGAAGAUGCAACUUCUGUGAUAGGAAAGAAAACAUACCAACGAGAUUUUCCUGCAAUGUGUGCUAUAAAUUUGUAUGCCUGGAACACGUCAGUGCAUAUCUGUGCAGUGAAAAUGGCAACCACCACGAGUGAUUUGCUUGAAUUGACACUGAGGCUGUAAACUAUAGUUUUCUGAAAAAGUUUCUGAACUAAUUAACGUAAGAUAAGUGUUGGUUAAUAUUCAUUUGGAAAAACAGUGAAAAAACAGAAUGAACAUAAAUUUCAGCGAGUACAAUAAAAGUUCUUAUUGGUUUACGGGUA